Messenger RNA from Aspergillus sclerotioniger CBS 115572, 1499 nucleotides. RefSeq names its product shikimate dehydrogenase family protein. Gene Ontology annotation, molecular function: shikimate 3-dehydrogenase (NADP+) activity. The transcript has a single exon. The record is from RefSeq and is a predicted model, not a curated record. Gene Ontology annotation, biological process: chorismate biosynthetic process; shikimate metabolic process. Lineage: Eukaryota; Fungi; Ascomycota; Eurotiomycetes; Eurotiales; Aspergillaceae. The coding region runs from base 275 to 1306 and encodes 343 amino acids.
CGUAGUCUUCAUCCUACCCAGUACCCCCAGUAGUACUAUCUAGUACUCACAGAGUAAGUAAGAUCGGGGAAAGCACUUGGCCGGCCGAGACCCGCGGGCAGCGGGGCGGGAAAAGCGUUCUGCCUCCCCCACCUCCCAAACGUUUCUCCGCCAUCCCGCGCCGCCUUAAAACAUUCGUAUUUCUCCAAUCCUCAUCCUCCUGUUGCAGAAUUGAUUAUCUCCAAUUUCCAUACAUACAAUCCAUCUCAUUGCUAGCCAUUGCUUCUAACCCACCAUGACAUCCACAUCCACGCAACCCGAAGAACCCAUCACCAUCCCGGCCGAUCGCGAUGGCGUCGCCUACCUAUACGGCCAUCCAUUGCUGAAUUCGCUUUCUCCGCCUCUCCACGCCGCCAUCUACGGGCAUCUGGGUCGCAAUUGGAUUCAGAUCCCUUUGUCGAGUGUGUGCGGGACAUCCGAGACGUAUCCGCCUCCGUAUACGCGGUCGCCGCCUAUCGACAAGUUCCUGGAGUCGAUUCGUGCCAAUGACAAGUUUGUGGGCUCGUCGGUGACGAUGCCGUGGAAGGUGGCGAUUAUGCCGCAUUUGGAUGAUUUGACGGAGGAUGCGAGACAGGCGGGGGCUUGUAAUACGAUUUUCAUUCGGAAGAAUGAGGAUGGUUCGCGUGCUUAUGUCGGGACGAAUACUGAUUGUAUUGGUAUUCGGGAGGCGCUGGUGCAGAAUAGUCCCAACCCGGCGGGGUUUCAGGGUAAGCCGGCGUUGGUGGUUGGGGGUGGGGGUACUGCGCGCUCUGCUAUCUAUGUUAUGCGCAAGUGGCUGGGCGCCAGCAAGAUUUACAUUGUCAACCGGGAUAGUGCUGAGGUUCAGGCUAUUCUGGAGGAGGAUGAGCAGCGGAAUCCGAGCGCUGAUAAGGCUCCUCUGAUUCAUGUCACUGAUCCGGCUGUGGCUCAGACGCUUGAGACCCCCGCUGCUAUUGUGUCGGGUAUCCCCAAUUACCCGCCUAAGACGGAGGAGGAGAUCCGGGCUCGUCAGGUCCUGCAGGCCCUGCUGGGGGCGGCGGAUGACCAGAAGCCCAAGGGCGUCAUCUUGGAGAUGUGCUACCACCCCGUCAUCUGGACCCAGAUUGCCGAGUUGGCCUCGGCUGCGGGCUGGAAGGUCAUUGUCGGUUCCGAGGCCUUGCUCUGGCAGGGGCUGGAGCAGGCUCGUCUGUGGACGGGAACCGAUGUGGUGGCUGUGCCUGGCUUGCUCGACAUGGUGAAGGGGGUCGUGGCCAAGAACCUCGAGGACCGCCAGAAGUCCAGUCUGUGAUUUGCUGUUUUCCUUCCCGAAGUUCCUUCCGACGACAUGUUUUCAUGAUUCCUGUAUAGACUUUAGCAUACCCGGAGCAUUGCUUGUGUUAUCAAAAAAGGCUAGAGAGAGCCCGAGGGGUGGCAUGACGUAUGUCUCUGAUUGGCAUGCGUGGUCUGGCUGCUGUAUAUAGUGCAAAUCUCUCGUUCUAUCA